GCUCCAGGGCUUCCAAGCCAUAGAGUCACUCCAUCCAGCACCCACCCUCACCUUCUACACGCUGAAGAGAGGUGGCCAACGUGGAGGGCUUCAGAGCACCAGCUCUGCACGCAGGUUUGAGAGCAUACUCAGCAGUUCCCCAUCCUCAUCCAGGCGAUAUUUAUAGAGGGACCAGUGACAUGGGCCUGGAAGCCUACUGGUGACUAAGGAGGGGGACAAUGCUACUGGCUCGGCAGAGGGAAUUCCCUGUGGGGCUGUCCCUCAGGUCCUCUCCCAGCCCCCACCCGCCCUGCUCUUACACCUGCUUCGACCCCAAGCAGAUCAGAUGUGGCAAUGGGGGGGUCAUGUGACGGAGAGGGGCCUAUAAAUAGCUGGAGGUGGGCAUGCUGCCCCAGACGCCUUGGGGACAGCAAGAGCAGAGGCUUAAGGAGCUACACUGGGGGGAGGACGGGGGCAAGCAGGCCAAAGCCUGGCCGGGGCUGGGGGGGUGGGGGCAUGGAGCAAUCCAAGUCACAGCAGCGUGGGGGGGAGCAAAGCUGGUGGGGUAGUGACCCCCAGUACCAGUACAUGCCCUUCGAGCACUGCACCAGCUACGGACUGCCCUCCGAGAACGGGGGCCUGCAGCACAGGCUCCGGAAGGACGCAGGCCCCCGCCACAACGUCCACCCCACGCAGAUCUAUGGCCAUCACAAAGAACAGGUCUCAGAUAGGGUGCCGGACACGGGGAUGCCCAAGAAGACGGGCUCCAGUUCUACCCUGGACAGCAAGGAUGAGGAUCACUAUUCCAAAUGUCAAGAUUGUGUCCACCGUCUGGGACUCGUGGUGAGAAGGAAGUUAGGGGAAGACUGGAUCUUUCUGGUGCUUCUGGGACUGCUGAUGGCCCUGGUCAGCUGGAGCAUGGACUACGUCAGUGCCAAAAGCCUGCAGGCCUACAAGUGGACCUACGCACAGAUGCAGCCCAGCCUCCCCCUGCAGUUCCUGGUCUGGGUCACCUUCCCGCUCAUCCUCAUCCUCUUCAGCGCCCUCUUUUGCCACCUCAUCUCUCCCCAGGCUGUUGGCUCUGGAAUCCCUGAAAUGAAGACUAUACUCCGUGGGGUUGUCCUGAAGGAAUAUCUCACGCUCAAGGCCUUUGUGGCCAAGGUUGUCGCCCUGACCGCGGGGCUGGGCAGCGGCAUCCCUGUGGGAAAAGAGGGCCCCUUUGUCCACAUUGCCAGCAUCUGUGCUGCCGUCCUCAGCAAGUUCAUGUCCGUGUUCUGUGGGGUCUAUGAGCAGCCAUACUAUUACGCUGACAUCCUGACGGUGGGCUGUGCUGUCGGAGUUGGCUGUUGUUUCGGGACACCUCUCGGAGGAGUGCUGUUUAGCAUCGAGGUCACCUCUACCUACUUUGCCGUCCGGAACUACUGGCGAGGAUUCUUCGCAGCCACGUUCAGCGCCUUUGUGUUCCGCGUGCUGGCGGUGUGGAACAAGGACGCUGUCACCAUCACUGCUCUGUUCAGAACCAAUUUUCGAAUGGAUUUCCCCUUUGACCUGCAGGAACUCCCAGCCUUUGCUGUCAUCGGGAUUUGCUGCGGGUUCCUGGGAGCUGUGUUUGUGUAUCUGCAUCGCCAAGUCAUGCUCGGCGUCCGAAAGCACAAGGCCCUCAGCCAGUUUCUUGCUAAGCACCGCCUGCUGUAUCCAGGAAUUGUUACCUUUGUCAUCGCCUCAUUCACCUUUCCACCAGGAAUGGGUCAAUUCAUGGCUGGAGAGCUCAUGCCCCGGGAGGCCAUCAGCACUCUGUUUGACAACAACACGUGGGUGAAACACACGGGAGAUCCUGAGAGCCUGGGCCUGUCGGCUGUUUGGAUUCACCCCCAGGUCAAUGUCGUCAUCGUCAUCUCUCUCUUCUUUGUCAUGAAGUUCUGGAUGUCCAUCGUGGCCACCACCAUGCCCAUACCCUGCGGAGGCUUCAUGCCUGUGUUUGUGAUAGGAGCUGCAUUUGGGAGGCUGGUAGGAGAGAUCAUGGCCAUGCUAUUCCCUGAUGGAAUCUUAUUUGAUGGUAUCAUCUACAAGAUCCUACCUGGCGGCUAUGCAGUAAUUGGAGCAGCAGCACUGACUGGUGCUGUGUCUCACACAGUCUCCACAGCUGUGAUUUGCUUCGAAUUAACGGGUCAGAUUGCUCACAUCCUACCCAUGAUGGUGGCUGUUAUCUUGGCCAACAUGGUGGCUCAGAGCCUGCAGCCCUCCCUCUAUGACAGCAUCAUCCAGGUCAAGAAGCUACCCUACUUGCCUGACCUUGGUUGGAACCAGCUCAGCAAAUAUACGAUCUUUGUUGAGGACAUCAUGGUACGUGAUGUGAAGUUUGUUUCAGCUUCUUGCACAUAUGGGGAGUUGCGAGCCCUGCUCCAGACCACCACAGUCAAGACUUUACCACUGGUUGACUCAAAAGAUUCCAUGGUGCUGCUGGGCUCGGUGGAGCGGUCGGAGCUGCAGUCGCUCCUGCAGCGCCACCUGUGUCCCGAGCGGAGGCUGCGGGCGGCGCAGGACAUGGCGCGGAAGCUGUCGGAGCUGCCGUUCGACGGGAGGGCGCUGCCCGGGGCGCCUCGCGGCCGGCCCGAGUCCUUCGCCUUCGUGGAUGAGGAUGACGACGAGGACUUCUCCGGGAGGACCGAGCUGCCUCCCUCUCCUCCUCCUCUCCCCUUUCCUACCGCUCUCCUGUCCCCAGAAGAGCCCAACGGGCCCCUGCCAGACCACAAACAGCAGCCAGAGGCGCCAGAGCCUGCAGGUCAAAGACUCUCCAUCUUCCAAUCCCUGCUGCGCUGCUUGCUGGGCAGGGCUCGCCCCACAAAGAAGAAAACAGUCCAGGAGUCCGUGGAUUUAGUGGAUACCAUGUCACCUGAAGAAAUCGAGGCCUGGGAGCAGGAGCAGCUGAGCCAGCCUGUCUGCUUUGAUUGCUGCUGUAUCGACCAGUCUCCCUUCCAGCUGGUGGAGCAGACGACCCUGCACAAGACUCACACGCUGUUCUCGCUCCUCGGCCUCCACCUUGCUUACGUGACCAGCAUGGGGAAGCUCAGAGGUGUCCUGGCCCUGGAGGAGCUGCAGAAGGCCAUCGAGGGGCACACCAAGUCUGGGGUGCAGCUCCGUCCUCCCCUGGCCAGCUUUCGGAACACGACUUCAACUCGAAAGAGUCCUGCGGGACCACUCCCUCCUGCAGAGGGCUGGAACCUGCCCGAGGACGGACCUGGGGCCACGGGAGCAGGGGAUGUGGCCCCUGCCUCCCCAGAGAGCCCCGUGCCUCCCCCGUCCCCAGAGCCCGCUCUCUCCCAGGCCCCAGCCAAGGCGGAGGGCGAGCUGGAGGAGCUGGAGCUGGUGGAGGGUCCGGGGCCAGAAGAGGAGCUGGCCGACAUCUUGCAGGGCCCCAGCCUGCGGUCCACAGAUGAGGAGGAUGAAGAUGAACUGAUCCUUUGACCGCCUCCUGGGACCUCCUUAUAAAUACUGUCAGUGACUGCAAGUGGACUUGUGUGGGACAGGGUGUGUCCUGAGGUUGGAGAACUCCCCCAAAGUCUUGGCCCCUCCCAGAGAUUUUUAAAUGUGACAGUGAUCAUCUUAAAGGAGGAGUCAGAACUUGGGCAGGGAGGAGCCGUGGCCAAUUCCCAGACAGGCAGGUGGUUCUAACCCUGGUGGCAGGCCCCUGUUAUUCCAUGGGGCUUCCUGAGUUUUCCUGGUGUGUGGGUAGGGAAUGCCCUGCCUCUCUGCAUCCCCUCGUCCCCCCACACAACUCCCGAGGGCUCCUGUCCCAGCGCCUGGCUGGCCUUGCCUGGCCUUCCCGCAUCUGCAGGAGGUGGGUGAAGGAAGGCCCAGAAUGACCGUGGCCCUGUAAGCGCCACAUUGGAGGAGAUGGGACCAGCUCAUGGCCUCAGGGACUGACCACCUCAGAAUGUGCCUCUGAACAGGCCACAGCUGCUUCUCUCCGUGACAAUGAACACAGCAGUCUGCCUCCGCCCUCCCUGGCCCCCGCCCCUGUCUUCAGGCCCGGGCUGGGCAUUACUAGGGCAGCGAGCGACCAACCACACCCCCCUCCUCCGCUUCAGGCAGUGAAAUGCGUCUAGAAGGACGAGAGAGGGCAGCGGCCUGUCAGGAAAGGUUGCCAAAGGCUCGGUGGGGAAGGGGCAGCUGCCCUGUUCCCUAACAACCAGUCCCCACCGUGUCACAUGGCUCUCUCUGGCAGAAAGCCCUCCGACCUCACAGCACAGCCUCCUGUGCCCAGGUCACUCCCUAGGAAAUGCAUCCUCCCUCUCCCUGCUAUAGUCCCUGGCUUGUCCUGCCAAGGGUUAGCUCUGCCCCAGGGCUGCUGCGGCUGAUGCCUCUCCUGCCAAGAACUAAGGCUCAGAGCAGCUGGGUCACUGGGUCACUCAGACAGCAGCCUCCUCACAGACUAGCUCCUCAAGUGCCUGUCCCAGGGGUGGGAAGUCGGAAGUGCGGCGUCAAGAUGGCAAGCCUCUUUGGUGCUGCCCACACGCAGGACAAUCACAUUCUCACCCUCCCCGGACCAGCAGUGGGAGCUGGCAGUUGUGCUGUGAGCACCCCAAAACCCUUGCUCUACACCCAAGGCUUUCCGACCCCAAC
This is a messenger RNA of Microcebus murinus (gray mouse lemur), 4602 nucleotides long. RefSeq names its product chloride voltage-gated channel 1 (gene CLCN1). Gene Ontology annotation, cellular component: plasma membrane. Gene Ontology annotation, molecular function: voltage-gated chloride channel activity. The record is from RefSeq and is a predicted model, not a curated record. Gene Ontology annotation, biological process: transmembrane transport; chloride transport. NCBI's taxonomy places the organism in Eukaryota, Metazoa, Chordata, Mammalia, Primates, Cheirogaleidae.